Messenger RNA from Mangifera indica (mango), 1294 nucleotides. RefSeq names its product thioredoxin-like protein CDSP32, chloroplastic. The coding region runs from base 124 to 1017 and encodes 297 amino acids. The record is from RefSeq and is a predicted model, not a curated record. Lineage: Eukaryota; Viridiplantae; Streptophyta; Magnoliopsida; Sapindales; Anacardiaceae. Gene Ontology annotation, molecular function: oxidoreductase activity, acting on a sulfur group of donors, disulfide as acceptor. The transcript has a single exon.
UGCCAUUGCUGACUACUGAGAUUUUCCUGAUAUUUUCUUAGCUUCUGACUCUAUCAUAUCUCUCUGAAGCCCCUUAUCAUUAGACGAGCAAAUUUCAUCUUCUCUGUUUCCUUCUCUCUUACUAUGGCUACUGUUACUAAUUUCAUUACCAAACUUCCUUCAUCUCUUUCGACCGUCUCUAAAAUAACUCCUAUUUCCUUCAGCAAUUCCUUUUUGUCACCUUUUGUCACCAAGCCGAAAUCUCUACCAACAAAACUACAAGUAAACCGAUUAAACUUCGUAGUAAAGGCUACAGCUGCUCCCGGGACUAAAAAGGCUCCAAGUGAUGAAAGAGUACAGCAAGUCCACAGCAUGGAAGAAUUUGAUGAAGCCUUAAAAAAGGCAAAAGACAAGCUUGUUGUGGUAGAAUAUGCUGCUAGUCACAGUGCUGAAAGCAGCAAAAUCUACCCUUUUAUGGUUGAUCUAAGUAAGCAAUGCAGCGACGUGGAGUUUCUUCUUGUCAUGGGCGAUGAAUCGGAGAAAACUAGAGCGCUUUGUGAAAGAGAGAGGAUAGACAAAUUUCCACACUUCAGCUUUUACAAAAGCAUGGAGAAGAUUCAUGAAGAAGAAGGGAUUGGCCCGGAUCGGCUUGUUGGAGAUGUGCUAUACUAUGGUGAUAAUCAUUCAGCUGUGGUGCAGUUGCAUGGCAGAGAGGAUGUUGAGAAGCUAAUCGAAGAACAUAAGGCUGAUCAUAAACUGCUUGUUCUUGAUGUGGGGUUGAAGCAUUGUGGACCAUGCGUCAAGGUCUAUCCAACGGUUCUAAAGCUGUCCAGGCAGAUGGAUACGGUAGUUUUCGCAAGAAUGAACGGUGAUGAGAACGACAGCUGUAUGCAGUUCUUGAGGGACAUGAACGUGGUUGAGGUGCCAACAUUUUUGUUCAUCAGAGAUGGGCAGAUAUGUGGAAGGUAUGUGGGUUCUGGUAAAGGAGAGCUUAUUGGGGAGAUCCUUAGAUACCAAGGAGUUCGAGUGACUUAUUGAAAACCAGGUAAUUGCUUCAGGAAUUUUUUUCUUUUUUCUUUUGGGGGGGGGGGGGGUCUCGCAGGCAUGGUGGUCUGAAAUUGACAUUGAACUCAGACCCCGAUAUGUCACAGAAGGUUAAAGACGUAAAUUGAUUUAAGCCUGGGGUCAAUAGCUAAUAGAUGGUAAAGAGGAAUAUUAAUUAAAUGUAGUUAUGGAUGAAUCUGGUGGCCUUUUCGGUAUUGUAGAACUGACUUAUUAUCUGCUUUUCGAUGGAUGAUUAUGAACUGUUUUUACC